Messenger RNA from Racocetra persica, 836 nucleotides. The record is from the annotation of a GenBank genome assembly. NCBI's taxonomy places the organism in Eukaryota, Fungi, Glomeromycota, Glomeromycetes, Diversisporales, Gigasporaceae.
AUCAAGAUGAAUAUUGUGAAUGGAGCGUGGAGAGAGGAAUAGAUGGAAAAAUUGUCAAAGUUGCAUUUACAUGCGAAGUACCAGAAUAUUGGGAAUUUCUCGCUCUAAAAGAUGUCGAAAAAUUGCUGGAAUUGUAUUCUGAAUUCACUGGAAAAAAUGUAUUAAAGGAAGAUCUUUUUGUUAACAAUAAAUAUGACCGAAAAAAUAAGUGGAAUUACAAUAGUAAUAGUGGAAAUAUCGUACAUUUGAUCCAAACGGACAACACGCUUAUUGAUGGAGUUGAUAUUACUAUUUGUUCCAGUAUUACUCGUGUCACCAAUGAAAAAUACGUCAAUAAUGAACGUAUUUUGACUACAGAGCAGGAACUCAUCAAAUAUGGCCUCAAUGGCAAGCCUGAUAGGUUUUCUGACCCUCAUAUUGGGGCAUUCGUGAAUAAGCUUGCUCGUCUAGGUGCAGAUGUGACAAUUCGCAACCCACCCGCAAUUUAUUUUAAUGAUCUGGAUACUUCAUUAUUUAAAACUCCCGAUGGAUCUGAUCCAAAGUGCUACUGGCAUAUUCUCCGUGGUAAUGAAAAAAAUGGGUAUGUCCGUGCUGAAUAUAAGGUUACUGGUAAAGAGUUUUGUGUCGGAGACAUCCAAAUCAACGGAAUUCCUAUUAAUUUCGGUGCACAGAUUGCUGAUUUUGUUACUAUGCGUAUUCCGGUUGUUGCUUGUCGCUUUGGCCAAAGUACCAUCCCACCUUUUACUGUAAAAUCAAUGUCAAACUCAAAUAUAUGCCACCAUAUGACUUUAGAUGACAUACUUAACGCUGGUGAAAAUAAUGGUGUUUCUAAUUGA